Thamnophis sirtalis is the source of this 572-nucleotide messenger RNA. NCBI's taxonomy places the organism in Eukaryota, Metazoa, Chordata, Lepidosauria, Squamata, Natricidae. The record is from RefSeq and is a predicted model, not a curated record.
UCCCGCCCUACAAAUCACCCGGCCAGAUUAUGAGUUCAUUGUAUUAUGCGAAUGCUUUAUUUUCUAAAUAUCAGGCCGCAAAUUCGGUUUUCCCCUCCGGAGUAUUUCCCGAGCAAACUUCUUGCGCAUUCGCUUCCAAUGCCCAGCGCACCGGCUAUGGCUCCAGUUCCACGGCCUCUUUCGCUGCUUCCAUGCCUGGUCUCUACCCUAGUGGGGGAGGUAUGCACCCCCAGCCCCCCGGCAUGUAUUCCAGCGGCUACGGUCUGGACACCAGCUCCUUCAACAUGCAUUGUUCCCCCUUUGAGCAAAACCUAUCCAUGAUGUGUCCGGGAGACGUGUCCAAGCCCAAUUGUAACAAAAGCGACCAGAGGGACACGGACUUGCGGCACGAAAGCAACUUGCGAAUAUAUCCUUGGAUGCGAAGCACAGUUUUUGAAGAAUGUGGAGGAAUUCUCUGGCAACACAAAUUCCAGAAUAUCUUGUAUUUGUGCUUAGUUACAUUAGAAAAGGAUAGGGACUUUCUAAAUGAAUCAAAGACAAAUAUACCUGUGGUUCUUUCAAAAUACAAAUAG